AGCUUCAUUAUCACGUAUCAUCACGUUAUUACUCUGCAGACAAUGUUUUAAAAAUAUUAUUAGGAACAUUAGUAUCAUCUUGUCAUGCCAUUCAGAAAAUAGAUUGAUAUUCACGAUAAAAAUAUUAGGGUUCAGUUAUUAACGUUGUCUUGAAAGUAUUUUGUUGUCAAGGUGAUGUGACAUUUUCAGUUGUGUCGGUGUCUACCUGUAUCAUACGUCUCUUACUCGUCGUCGUCAUCCGUCUCUUCUUCGUCACCAUCAUCUUCAUCCUCAUCAUGAUACUGGAAUAAACCUUCGAAUUGUGAACCAUGCCUGGCUAACACUCUCUUUACGGCUUUCCGAAAAUCCAUGCCAUUUUCUAAUCUGUCUUUGAGAUCGGACAUAAUUUCAUGAUUGAUAUCGGUUUCACCGAGGUACACGUUGAAUUCUUUUAGUACAAACACGUUAGUAUCUCCAUGCUCUGGCUCUGGCAUAUGGACAAAGACUGUAUAAUAAGUGUAAAAUGAGGUAAUGGUAGUGACAUCACCAGAUCACGUAAAUGUUUUUAAGUUGUUAGGAUUCUACCCAGUAAAACACAUGAAGAGCAGAUACUGGGGGCAUUAUUUGUUCCACAGAUGGAAACAUGUAUUAUCAGCAAUUGUUUUUUUUCCGGAGUUUCGCAUUUUAUUCAAGAUCAAGUACAAAUAAACAAAUUCCUACAAUAACAAUGACAAAAAUGAAUACAUUUUGUGUGACAAUCGAAAAAAAAAAUUAUACAUAAGACUCAAAACUGUAUUAUAAAUAAAGCAUAUGUUUAAUAGUAAUUUGGAUAAAAAUGCAGGGGCCAGCUAUAAAAUAAGCAGGAAUUUUCUUGAGACAAUAGCAGGAGGGAGGGCUACAUGGGAACCGUAAUGGAAUAUUGAUAAAAUUAUGUCACGAAAAAGAAAGUAUUACAAUUUAGAAACUUCGUUGGGGGAGAUAGAGAAUUCAAAACUAAAUCAAUGUUAUCAUGUUUGUUCAGAAUCGUGAUAAUUUAUAAGAACAUGCAGUCAUAUACGUCCCUUGUUGACAACUAUAAUAGGCUGAAAACGUAGCCUAGACUGCCUAGUGAGCAAUCAAUUUUUGCUGAAAUCAUUUAUUUAAUAGCAGAGACAUAGUGAAGAUGACUAUAUCUUAUUUUGCAGAUUUAAUAUCAUGCACAAUGCAGGAAACAUCAACAAACUGGGCAUAUCGUUUACACACAUUAGCUAUAUGGGGGAAAACAGGCCAAAAAUGCACCAUGUUGAAAGGGGGGCUGAAACCAGUCUCUAGGUCAAUUCAAAUUACUGAAAUAUUUUCUAUAUUCUCUAAAGUAGAAAUAUAGACAAAGAGAAUUAUAUUAUGCUUGACUAGAAAGCACUAUAUUUGAACAAAAUAUUAUGAAAGUUUUAUUAAAAAAAAAAAAAAAAAAAAACAAGCAUAGUUUAGUUGAGAUAGUCUCUCUUGACUUCAUGGUAUGUGUAGAAUGUCUAAAAAUUGUGAAUAGGGGCCAUUCUGUAGUGACGUCAUAUAUUAUGUUAUUUCGACGGGAAGACCACGGAUAAAACCCGGCAGCAAAACAUUUUUGUAAACUUCAGGGCCCAUGCAAUCCAGCUAUGGGGUCAUUUGCUUGUCCGGCUUUCGGUUUAAUAAAUCGUCUGGGCUGCCGGAUUAUAUACUAACAAAAAUCUGCUCUGAUUUCAAAUCCCCCCCCCCCUUACGAAAUCAUAGACCCUCCCCGAGCCUCAGCACCACUUUUUUCAAGUAAACGUUUACAAUAAAGCAAAUAUCUUGUCAUGUGAUUUUUCGCUUGGCCAUGAUCACCCCUCCCCUUUCAAAACCCAAUAUGCAGUGUUUAUUAGGAUGUGACAUAUUCUUAUGGGUUCAUCUCAUCGGAGUUUUCAUUCACAUUUCCUCAACGGUUUGUUUCAUAUCAUAACGAUAAUGAAAAUUAUUUUGAUAGAUUGAGUGACAAAACAAGUGAAGCUUUGAAAUAGAAUAUGAAAGUACGUUUUUCAAGUAUUGAUGAAUUAAGUUUAUAAUCACGAACUACUAAUCAAUUUUGAUUAAUCUAUUUGCAGUAAUUAGUGUUAAUGACAUGAGUGAUGCCGUAUUUAUCUUUUGUUGCAGCGUUUUAUACAAUUAUUGUCAAUUUGUUCAAGUAAAUUACUUUAUAUAUGUGAAAUUAAUAUUUCAGCAGGUUAAAAACAAAACUGAAUCAUUCCCAUUAAUAACAAUUAUAAAUGACAAAAAUCUUCUAUAUUGAGCAACCAUUGGAUGUCAAGAGUUUACUUCAAGUGCUAUGCUCCCUAUCAUAAAAUGUUAGGCCGACGAUACAAGUGAAUCUGUAUCUAGUUUCCUUUAUGUAAAAACCGACAUUGAAAGAUAAUAGGUCUAUACUGUUUGACAAACAUGACAAGAGUAUUGUUUUAUUCAGAUGCAAUGCAAGAAGGAGAGAUCGUAACAUCAUGUCAAAUUCAUCUGGAUUUUACUCCUCGUUCUUUGUAAAUCUCAUCAUCAUUUCCUCAAUACUAUAUGUGCAUGGAAUUGUUAGAGAUGAGAUAAACCCGUCUUUCGCAUACACAAAUAAGCCAUUUCAUGGAUGUGACAUUGAAAAGGAGGUAGCUUUGUGCAAUGAUCAACAACUAAAUGACGUUCCCCAAGACCUUCCCCAGGACAUCGAGUGGCUUGACCUGUCUCUGAAUCAUAUCACAGUUCUCUUAAACUCUUCAUUUACUGCAUACCCGAUAAUCAAUACCUUGGAUAUUUAUAAAAAUAAUCUCAGGCUUUUAGAAUCUGCCACUUUUUAUCCCUUAAAGUUCUUGAGAUGGCUGGAUCUCUCAAAUAACAAUCAUCUUGUAUUACCAGUGACAGACAUCUUGGAGAUGUCUCUACAGCUUUCCGUUCUUCAUCUAGAGAUCUUGAAUUUAACAUCAAUCCAAAGCGACACAUUGAAGUCAAUCACACAUAUACGUGAAUUAUAUCUGUCAGAUAACACUCUUUCUUCCAUCAAAAUUAGUUUUUGUACCAAGGUUGACGUAGUGGAUAUGUCCAAUAACAAAAUACACCGCCUUACUCCUGAAAAUUUCACACUCACUUGCAUUUAUUUGUGUCAUAAAGAUGUUCUAGAUCUUGUCGGAAAUCCUAUAGAAUUCGUAAACCCUGAGGUGAUCGCAUCACUCCAAGUUCGAUUAUUGAGAAUCGGUGGAUACCAUUUGAGUAACGAGAUACUAGCGAAUAUUUCCCUCGGAAUCUCAAAAUCAGACAUCGAAGAGCUCACAAUUCUGAGUGGAUUUAUUGGGGAGUUUCCUAAAGUUUCAUUUGAUCCACUGCAUGACUCUUCUCUCUUGGCUUUGACCUUCAAUCAAAAUGGGCUGGAGAACUUUCGUCCUCUCGUCUUCUCGAAUUUGACAAGGCUCAAACGAUUUAGUAUCCAUGAGAACUAUUUCCCCAUCGAGAAAGUUCAACCGAAUUUUUUUUAUGGCAUGGAGGCGUUGGAGAAACUAGAUAUCGUAACUAACCGUGUAAGCCAGAUAAAUUCUGAAAACCAGACUUGGACAUUGAACAUAACACAUUUUAACUUAAGACAAAAUAUGUUAAGAAAAAUAACCGAAUCCACAUUUCGUGGUUUAAGAAAUUUAGCCAUCUUAAACAAAAGCUACAAUGAUCACCUUGUUGCCUUAGAGCUGACAGCCUUUUCAGGACUUGACAACAUCCAAACGAUUGAUCUGUCCUUAACCAGUAUAAAUGUUCUUGAUCUGAAGAUCCCAACGCUAAGAUCACUAUGCCUGAAUGGUUUGUCCGAUUUAUGGUUGCGAUAUGGAAAAUCAUCACCUUUUCAGCAUCUACAUUCUCUCGUUUAUUUGAGCCUGGUGAAUUCUAACAUUAGCCCCAUUUUCUUGUUUGACGAGCUAACAAACGCAUCUCUCUUUGAUGGACUAUUGAAUCUUCAUUAUUUAGACCUGAGUAAAAAUGAUCUUUUUACUAUAUUUGUAUAUUAUGGGAUGUUCUGGCAACUCACUCAUUUGAAUGAGCUAAAGCUAGACUCAUGCCAAAUUAAUAUGUUACAUCCCCUUUUAUUUUCAAUGUUGGAAUCGCUUCAGAAAUUGAGUUUGAAAAGAAACCAAAUCAGACAAUUUGAUGGUGCCUUUUUUAUGUUGAGUGAAAUAAGGACUAUCAACUUGGAAGGCAAUCGAAUAUAUCAUUUAGACAAUACCCUGUUCGCAAACAACGAGAAACUUUUAAAUCUCUCAUUGGCUUACAACGAAUUAACAAGCCUCAGUGAAAGUACUUUUAAGCCGUUCCUUUCCUCACUUUUGUCAAUUGAUCUGUCAGGUAACCAAAUUGUUUGUAAUUGCGAUCUAAAAUGGCUGAUCUAUUUGUUAAUUAAGCAAGUUGUCUUGGAAAAUGAAGAAUUUACUUUCUGUUCACCAGCCUCUCUUGGGCCUAUCCGUCGAAAGUCUAUUCAGGAUUUUGAUCCAGAUGAGCUAUGUGGUUAUAGCGUUCUCGUUUCCUCGAUUUCACUUUGCCUCAUUUGUUUGCUUUUUAUCGCUGGAGUCGUUUAUCACUAUCGAUGGCAGUUCAAGUUUCGACUCUUUCUUUUGAAUUUGGCUGUACUUGGAUACAAGGAGAUGCGAGACGCCAGGGAUCAGAACGACUAUAAAUAUGACAUUAACAUAAUGUUUUAUGACGACGACGAAGAGUGGAUUCAAGAGCAUCUUCGACCUGCUCUCCAAGAACACCUUCCACAGUUCCAGAGGAACGUCUUUGGUGACGAAGGCCUUGUCCUUGGUAUGCAUUACUUAGAUGCUGUGGAUCAUGCGGUGACCCAUAGUUACAAGACCAUCAUCGUACUCAGUAGAGCUGCUGUGAGAGACCACUGGUUCAUUCUCAAGUUUCGUACUGCCAUGGAUCACGUGAGUGAUACUCUGAUUGAAUUCGUACUGGCGAUUUUCCUUGAAGACAUCCCAGAUGAUGAAAUGCCUUUCUUGGUGAGGUUGUAUCUAAGUGAUGGCAGACCGUAUAUCAACUGGACAGAUGAUGUAAGAGGACAUGAAUAUUUCUGGAAUGAACUGUCCAAGAGACUGACCUUCAAUCUAAGGACGAAUGAUAUGAUCCCAAAUGAGUAGCAUUCAGAUUUAAAAUCACAUUUAUGACUUAUAUACAUCACUCACUCUACGGAAAACAGGUCCAACUUUACACAUUUACCAAUGUCACACUGGAAACACCUUUAAAGGCGCCCCACAUUCUGAAAGGUGUACAUUCGCAAUUCUGGGAGGUAUACUGUAGGUGCAGAAUUACACCUUCAACGGUUCUCCGACUGUGAUAUUGAUUUCAUAAGUACCAAAGUUGCGAAGUUGAAGCUUCUUUUUGUUAGAGUGUUGAAUUGUCCAGAUUGCAUUCUAAUGGGUAUAAAAGAGGAGUAUGAUCAUAAAUAUUACACUUACAACGAUUGAUGAUUUUGAUAAUAAUUAUAUAGUUUCAUUGUAAAGAAAUGCAUGUUAAAGUAAGGCAAUCAUUUGUGGUUUUAGAUAAAACGACUAUAAUGCGCCAGAGCGCCUGCAGGCAGCAUGGCGCCAUGCAGCUGGGGUAAUAACAUUAUUGUAAUGCGCAGUUGAUUAUGUAUAUAAAUUGCGCAAUAUAAAUGUACAAUUGUUAUUAUCAUUAUUAGAUGUACUAUUGGAAUACGAUUUACUACACCUAAAAGAAAAUCAGAUUAUAACCAUCAUUUAGGCUAUACGUGGCCUGUAUAGUAAACUAUAAUAUUAGUAUAUAUUUGUCGCUAUUUGGACUAAAGUGCUUCUUGAUUUAGAAUUAGGCACGGCGUUGUAACAUUUUUUUAUAUAUAAAGACGAAAUCUAUAAAAUAAAAUAAUUUUAACUGAGUUUAAUCUAUUGAAAAGAAUAAAGAUGAAAAGUAUUUGGUUGGCGUUUGUGCCAUUGGGGUGCGUAGGGAGGCAGCGACCUAUCCACGGGGGAUUAGUCUAUUGUUACUGGGGUGCUGAGCAUUGUCACAGCACCCCCAGUAACAAUAGAUAAUCCUCCGUGGCCAGGUCCAUGUAGGGAGGCAUGGAAAGUUCGGCCCCUGUGCCUUUUUUUUUUCAAGUAGUGAAAACAAAAUAUGGUAGAACCCCUUUGUUUGGCUACAAGCAGAAAUCAAAAGGAUAAUACGAAAAUACAUUUA
Messenger RNA from Lytechinus pictus (painted urchin), 6180 nucleotides. RefSeq names its product toll-like receptor 4. Bases 2466 to 5126 code for a protein of 886 amino acids. The transcript has 3 exons. Gene Ontology annotation, biological process: toll-like receptor signaling pathway; immune response. Gene Ontology annotation, cellular component: membrane. Lineage: Eukaryota; Metazoa; Echinodermata; Echinoidea; Temnopleuroida; Toxopneustidae. Gene Ontology annotation, molecular function: transmembrane signaling receptor activity; protein binding. The record is from RefSeq and is a predicted model, not a curated record.